AUGCUCCUCAUCAAUCCCGGCCACGUUCGGUUCGCGGUGUUUCUUUCCUGCGGCGCGUUCAUCGAGAUGUGCAAGAGGCGAGGACGACGACCGAUGGUUCGUCCUGCGCCUCUUCCUCCUCCUCGCGAGGAUGCGCAACGACACCAAGAAGAAGAACUCGCGUCGUUUUCUUCCCCAGAAACGAGGACGACGACGAGGAAUAUUUUUGGGUCAAAUAAUGCUGCGGGAGAGGAGGACAACAACAACAACGUGAACAUCCAGUGCAGGUUUUGCUUCGGAUCCGACGAUAUGAGUGAGAUGAUCUCUCCGUGCGAUUGCUCGGGAAGCGCCGGUUACGUCCACGCGAGGUGUUUGAGACACUGGCAGUCGGUGAGUUUACAAAACAGCGGGAACACGGAAACGAGAUGUCGCGUGUGCCAAGCGACGUUUAGGAACUUGCCGAGACGGUCUCGCCGAGAGCGGUUUUUGGAGUGGUUCGCGCCGACGGCGAAGGAUCGAACGCACCAAUAUUUCAACGCGUGGAGAGACGCGCUUUUGAACACGUUGAUUCCAAUCGCCGCGGAUGCGGAUUGCAGAGAGUUUAAUCGACUCGGGGAUGUGGUGGAGACGAUAUUAGGGUGCGAGGUGCGAGUGUUUUAUAGCCGCGAGAUGCAACGAGGGAAUAAGCUGUUUAUUUUGCUGAGGAAGUGGUUUCAUCGCUUGGAGAAGACGCACGUGUACACGUACAUCGCGAGGACGCUCGGGAGGAUGCUCAUUGCCGGAGUAUCCAGCGUCAUCGACGACGACGGGACGAUGGUGCGGACUCGACAUCGGGUGGACGCGUUCGUGCCGUUUGUGACGGCUAUUCGAGACGUGCUCGUGUGUUUGCAAACGCCGAUUGAAAGUUUGAUGCGAUUUCACGUGCCGUACGUGUACGCGUGUUCAAUCAUUGAAAGGUACCCACAGUUUCGAGUGAACUGCGGAAUGUACGAUAACUAUACGAACAACAACAACAACAGGAACAACAACAACUUCGGAAGGAGGAGAAGAAGAAACCAACAACCGCCGGGGAUAUUCGAGAACUUUUUUGCGAUCGGUAAAGAAGAAGCGAACGCGAUUGCAAACAUACGAAAUAACAGGAGUAAUAAUAAUAAUAACAACAACAACAACAACAACAAUACCGCAAACGGUGGUAUAGUUGGUAACCUCUACCGCCGAAGAAUUGCGAGAGCUCCUAUAACAGGAAGAAACAACAACAACAACAACAGAUUUCAAUUUGGUGGGUUCAAUUUCAAUCCGCCGCGACGCGCGGAAACGGCGCGCUGA
Bathycoccus prasinos is the source of this 1305-nucleotide messenger RNA. RefSeq lists its product with no specific name. Bases 1 to 1305 code for a protein of 434 amino acids. Lineage: Eukaryota; Viridiplantae; Chlorophyta; Mamiellophyceae; Mamiellales; Bathycoccaceae. The transcript has a single exon. Gene Ontology annotation, molecular function: zinc ion binding. The record is from RefSeq and is a predicted model, not a curated record.